Messenger RNA from Xenopus tropicalis (tropical clawed frog), 5605 nucleotides. It is a transcript of the gene bcl11a, whose product is annotated as BCL11A, BAF complex component. The coding region runs from base 190 to 2427 and encodes 745 amino acids. Gene Ontology annotation, cellular component: nucleus; nucleoplasm; SWI/SNF complex. NCBI's taxonomy places the organism in Eukaryota, Metazoa, Chordata, Amphibia, Anura, Pipidae. The record is from RefSeq and is a predicted model, not a curated record. Gene Ontology annotation, biological process: regulation of transcription by RNA polymerase II. The transcript has 3 exons.
CGCACACACUCGCACACAAAAACCCUCUGAAGAGGCAGCUCGGCCGUGAAAGAAAUCAAAUUGUCUGUCACUUUGUGACUCAGAAAAGCCGAACCUGUCGAAGCCAUUCUCACAGACGACGAACCAGACAACAGCACAUUGGGAGCUGGGGAAGGGGACCAUGAUCUCCUUACCUGUGGCCAGUGUCAGAUGAACUUCCCGUUGGGGGACAUUCUUAUUUUUAUUGAGCACAAACGGAAACAAUGCAAUGGCAGCCUUUGCUUAGAGAAGGCUGGGGAUAAGCCACCCUCUCCCACACCAAGUGAACUCAAGAAAGCAUCCAAUCCAGUGGAAGUUGGCAUCCAGGUCACGCCGGAGGAUGACGAUUGUUUGUCAACGUCAUCUAGAGGAAUUUGUCCAAAACAGGAAAAUGCAGCAGGUAAAGAUGAGCCCAGCAGCUACACCUGUACAACGUGUAAACAGCCAUUCUCAAGUGCAUGGUUUCUCUUGCAACAUGCCCAGAACACCCACGGCUUCAGAAUCUAUCUGGAAAGUGAACAUGGCAGCCCACUUACACCCAGGGUAGGCAUUCCAUCAGGACUGGGUGCAGAAUGUCCUUCACAGCCACCACUCCAUGGGAUUCAUAUUGCAGACAAUAAUCCCUUUAACCUAUUGAGAAUUCCUGGAUCUGUGUCAAGAGAGGCUUCUGGUCUUACAGAGGGUCGUUUCCCACCAACACCCCCUUUAUUUAGCCCCCCUCCAAGGCAUCAUUUGGAUCCUCACCGUAUAGAACGCUUGGGUGCAGAAGAAAUGGCCCUUCCAACACAUCACCCGAGUGCCUUUGACAGGGUGCUGCGACUUAACCCCCUGGCUAUGGAGCCACCAGCUAUGGAUUUUUCCAGGAGACUUAGAGAGUUAGCUGGAAACACUGGUUCCAGUCCUCCUUUGUCACCCAAUCGGCCCAGCCCUAUGCAAAGGUUAAUGCAGCCAUUCCCGUCAGGCAACAAACCACCAUUUUUGGCAACACCGCCUCUUCCUUCUCUUCAGUCAGUUCCUCCUCCUUCCCAACCUCCUGUUAAAUCCAAGUCCUGUGAGUUUUGUGGAAAAACAUUUAAAUUUCAGAGCAAUCUAGUAGUACAUCGCAGAAGUCACACGGGAGAAAAACCAUACAAAUGCAACCUGUGUGAUCAUGCAUGUACUCAAGCCAGCAAACUGAAACGCCAUAUGAAAACACACAUACAUAAAUCUUCCCCCAUGACAGUCAAGUCAGAUGAUGGUCUUUCCACAGCAAGUUCUCCUGAACCUGGAACCAGUGAUUUACUUGGCAGUGCAAGUAGUGUCCUAAAGUCUGUGGUAGCCAAAUUUAAAAGUGAAAAUGAUUCAAAUUUGAUACCUGAGAAUGGUGACGAAGAAGAGGAGGAGGAGGAAGAAGAAGAGGAGGAGGAGGAAGAGGAAGAGGAGGAGGAAGACUUAACAGAAACAGACAGUAGGCCUGAUUAUAGUUUUGGCCUUAACCUUGAAGCAGCUCGUCACCACGAAAAUAACGCCAGAUCGAUCGAGGAGAGAUCUAUGCCUGAAGUCAUGCAAAGCAUGGGUCUUGGAAUGCAUCACUUUAGUGAUGCUUUUCAUCAGGUAUUGAUGGAAAAGCAUAAAAGAGGGCAUUUAUCUGAACCAGAAGUGCAAAGAGACACUUGCGAUGAAGAUUCAGUGGCAGGAGAAUCUGAUCGCAUUGAAAGUGGCACAGUCAAUGGGAGGGGGUGUUCCCCAGGUGAAUCUGCUUCAGGAGGCUUAUCAAAAAAAUUACUUCUUGGUAGCCCAAGCUCUUUGAGUCCUUUUUCUAAACGCAUAAAACUUGAGAAGGAAUUUGAUCUACCUGCGUCAGCUAUGCCUAACACAGAAAAUGUUUACUCCCAAUGGCUUGCUGGCUAUGCCGCUUCCAGGCAGCUAAAAGAGCCAUUCCUAACUUUUGGGGACUCCAGACAAUCGCCUUUUGCCUCCUCCUCAGAACAUUCAUCUGAAAAUGGCAGUUUACGCUUCUCCACACCUCCAGGAGAAAUGGAUGGAGGAAUAUCAGGCCGUAGUGGUACAGGAAGUGGUGGAAGCACUCCUCAUAUUAGCGGGCCCGGGCCUGGAAGGCCCAGUUCAAAAGAGGGCAAGCGCAGUGAUACUUGUGAGUACUGUGGAAAAAUCUUCAAGAACUGUAGUAACCUCACUGUUCACAGGAGAAGCCACACAGGUGAAAGGCCAUAUAAGUGUGAGCUUUGCAACUACGCCUGCGCGCAGAGUAGCAAACUUACCCGGCACAUGAAAACACAUGGUCAGGUGGGAAAGGACGUUUACAAAUGUGAAAUUUGUCAGAUGCCUUUUAGCGUGUACAGUACCCUGGAGAAACACAUGAAAAAAUGGCACAGUGACCGAGUGUUGAAUAAUGAUAUAAAAACUGAAUAGAGGUAUAUCGAUAACCCCCUGUAGAUUUUUUUCUAGUCCCAUGUGAUAAAAAGUAAUGAAAGCUAAGGAUACAAGACAGUGCUUGUCAAUAGCACACCUUUUUUUAUUUUUUAAUACUUUCUUUUAUUUUUUUGUUGUUCUCAUCGUUUAAAUGCAUGUUCUUUAUUGGGGCAAUACUAUUGCAUUUUACGCAAACUUUGAGCCUUUCUCUUGUGCAAUAAUUUACAUGUCGUGUAUGUUGAUUUUUUUUUAUUUUUUUGGUUUUUUUUUAUAGACAGCAUGUAUGAUAUGUUAUAGCUAUUUUCAAUUGUCCCUGAAUUAGUUUGCAAAGCAAAAAUAUUUUGCUGUUUCCAGUUCCGUUCAGAGAAGUGACCAUGCUGCAUAAAUUCUGUAAUACAUAUCAUGUACAGUUUUGUUUUGUGAUGUGCACAGGGAACAUCUUUUCAGAUCCUCUGGGGACUGGGAAUCCUAGUGCUGCAAAAUGCCAGAGGAGCUUCAUCAUCUUCAUGCUAGGGGUUACCUGUAGUGGUUAGAACACAACAAAGGAGAAAAAAAGGCCUUGGCGUCAAGACAAAAAAAAAAAAAAGUAAAUCUGUACUAUCAUUUGGUUAAAAUAACAGUAUCUGAGUGCCUUCAUUCUGAGUUGAAACCAUAUAAAUGGUUCUUCCUAUGUGUCAAUGAACUUGUAGCUGAAUUCCACAUUAAAAUAUAGAGGACUCCAUGGUAUAGCAAAUAUUAAUGAUAUAUUGUAUUUCUUAUAACAGAGGCUACCUAAAGUAUGAUCCAGUAAGUCUUAGUUAAUCAUCAUUUUCCUUGAUAUUUAUUUAAUGAUUAGUAAGCUUAGUUACUCCUGCUGAUUUGAUUCCUUCAUUUCAAUUUGCUCAAUGUUACCGCAAUUGAAGUCCACAUUUAAGCUAAUUUAGACUAUAAUAACAAGGCACUUCAUUUUUAUAGCAAUGUAGUGACUUUUGUAUGUAGCUGGAAAAAAAACAAAAAUGAAAGUAAAAGUAAAUUAUUGUUAAUUUAUAUGGUUGUCUAGCUGACAAUCGCUUGUUUAUUAAAAUGUUUAUUAAAAUGUUUAUUAAACAUUGUAAAAAAAGGCAAUGCGGCACAAGACUUUCCGGCAAGAAAAUGAAAUAAGCUAGUAUCGUUACAAUGAUGAUUAACUAUGAACUUGAGGCUCACCGUUAACCCUUAUAUCAAAAAGCAAACAAAAAACAACGAAGAAUAAAGCAAUUCACUAGAGGGCAAUUUCUAUAAUGACAUUAAAUGUUUAUAUUCCCCCAACAGUUUUUGCUUUGCACUGUCUUUUAUUAUCAUGGCAGAAAAAAAACAAAAAAAAUAAACCCAUACACCCAUUUCUCUCUUUUUUAACCCUUUCAGCAUCAGGGCCAUUGUAGAACAAUACAUAAGAAACCCCCCUGUGAUUCUCAAAGGGUUUAGCUGCUAUGUGCCCUGGUUUAGUGUUCAGAUAGCACUUGACUCUUCCACCAUUGUCUGCACCAGUUCUUUAAUCAAAGGUGCAGAGGUUGAGUAUAAAGUAAUAAAGCUCAGAUACAUUUAAAAUGCACUGUACAAUUUUCCCUGUUUACAAAUCUUUAUAUAGAUAUAUAUAUAAGGGAAAUGUUGCAAAUAUUCAAAACAUUUGGAUAUAAAUAUAGAUACAUUGACACAUGAAUAGAAUUCUAUAUAUAUAUAUAUACAUACAUGCAUGUGUAUAUAUAUAACGUAUACAGCUAUUUACUUGACUUACCAUAUAUACAUAAACAUGUACAAUGCUGUGAAUGGAAACAGACCACAUGUACUUUAAAAUAAUGAUUGCUUUGGCCUUUACAGUGCAAAGGUGUUUUUUUUUCUUUUGUACAAUAUAAUUUUAAAAUUUAAAUGUGGAGUUGAUUUUUUUUUAAAAAUAAAGUCAUCACUUUUAUUACGGGGAACUGUAUUUAGGACUCCAUUGUCUUGGUGAUGUACAAGACUUAUUAUUCAUUGCAAUUAAAAUGGUAGAGGAAUUCUUUGCCUUGGAUAUAAACUUGUCUCUUUCAGGUUGUAUAAAAUUGUGUGUUGGGGAAAAGUUUUCAGAUUAUAUAGUACUUAAAUAUAGGAAAAUGCACACCCAUGUUGAUUCCUAUGCUAAAACACACUUAUGGUCUCUCUUUUUUCUGUACUUCUAGACCGGGAUUUGAAUUUAAUGUUCACUUAGUGUAGGAACUAUAGUAUUUAUAUUAAAGUUUGUAUUUUUAACAGUCUCUCAUUCUUUUAAAGAGGUAACAAUUUACCUUUUUUUAAAUUGAAAAUUUUUUUUUGGUAGUGAAAUAAAAACACACCGGCUGCCACAGUAUAUAAAUAUAUAUAUUUUUUUUUUAAUUUGGCAGGAUAAUAUAGCUCAAAUUAUUUGUAUGUUUUACAGCAAAAAUAAAAAAAAUAAAGUGUGACAUUGUACAGUAAAGAAGCCAUAUAAUGGCUGAGUUGAGGAAAAACUUAUUAGAAUGUCAUGCAGUGGGCUGAACAUAUCCUUUAUUUGAAUUCUUUUCUCUGGCUGCCAUACUGUAUGCAGUACUGCAAGCUAAUGACGUUGGUUUCUUCUGUAGUGUGCUUUAUUUCUUUUUUUUCUCAUCACCUACAUUCCAGCAUCUAAACCUCAUAUGCAGUAAAAAGAAAGAAACACACAUUUUGAGUUUAUUUUCAUUGCCAAAAAAUUAAAUAUGGUGCUUUAUAUUUAGAAUGGGGAAAAAUCAUAUGCAAGGCAUAUUGAGAUGAAAUAUGGCAUAAGUCAAUACGCUUUUCGUAACUGGCAAUGUACAAUAUUUUGUUAUUGGCCUUUUCUAUUCCUGUAACGAGAAAAAAAAAAAAGCUGUUUGUCGUAACUUGAAAUUUUAUCUUUUACUAUGGGAGUCACUAUUUAUUAUUGGUUAUGUGCUUUUGUUUAAAACCGAGGCACAUUUGGACAUUUUUUUAAAUGUUUUUCCUUGAAAUUUAUUUUAUUUCUUAUUGUUUUUCUUUGAAUUUUUUUAUGACCAAAGGUCAUACAAACCUGGCUUUUAUGGUAUUUGUUUCUGGUCUUUGUUAAUUUCUAUUGGAUAAACCACUGUCUGUGUUUUUGGCAGUUGUCUGCAUUAUCCUGUUCAUAUACCCAUUUUGUCCCUUUAUUGAAAAAAUAAAAAAAAAUAAGUACACAGUA